AUGGCGAAUUUGAAGAAGUGGCUUCCCGGCGUCUCUCUGCCCCUCAUUCUCAAUGCUCCUAUGCACGGCGCAGCUAAUGGUACCCUCGCGGCAGAGGUGACAAAAGCAGGAGGAUUGGGCUUCAUUCCGGGCGGAAUUGUUCUCUCCAAAGACUCCGACGACUUGAAAGACCUCGAACUCCAGCUCACAACGGCACGUCGUCUUCUGGCUCUCGAUGAGUCAUUGGAGAAGCCUAUACCGGUAGGCGUCGGCUUUGUCACGUUCCACCCCUCCGUAGCUCAGUUCGAAGAGUCGGCAUUGCCUAUAAUCCGUAAGCACAAGCCCGUGGUCAUAUGGCUCUUUGCUCCGGAGCCGAACUCAACCACGCACAAGCACUUGAUCAGUCUUCUGCACAGUGCAGGUAGCUCCUGGAACCUCAAGGUCCUGGUCCAAGUCGGGUCUGUUGCAGCUGCCCGGGAUGCGAUCGAGAGUGGCGCCGAUGGCGUCGUUGCACAGGGCGUAGGUAAAGAUGUGGCUUUGAUCGCGGCUGGGGGCAUUGCGGACGGUAGCGGCGUGUCAGCUGCGUUGUCUCUGGGAGCCGAAGCAGCCGUCAUGGGCACUAAAUUCUUGGUUGCCGAUGAAGCUGGAACCUCCAGGGAAAUGAGACAAGUUGUCCUAAGUGCCACCGACGGCGGAGCCAGUACUGUCAAGUCAUACCUGCACGAUGAUGUUCGAGAAAAUAGCAUUUGGCCGAAACUGUAUGAUGGACGGGCGGUAUUAGGGCCAUCGAUUAUUGACGAAAGAGCUGGAAUUUCGCUAUCUGAAAACAUCACGAAGCUGAAAGACGCACAAGCAUCAGGGGAUAAGUCCAGAAACGUUUUCUGGUCUGGAACCGGAGUUGGCUUGGCGAACAAGCUUCAACCCGCUGGAGAUAUUGUCCGAGAGACUCGACUUCAGGCGAUUGAACGGAUCAAAGAGUUGAGUGUCUUCGUAGAAGACACUUUGACACGCUAA
Clonostachys rhizophaga is the source of this 993-nucleotide messenger RNA. Lineage: Eukaryota; Fungi; Ascomycota; Sordariomycetes; Hypocreales; Bionectriaceae. The record is from the annotation of a GenBank genome assembly.